GGAAGAUGACAAUUAGCCGGAGCGGAGAGGGCGGCUAAAUAGCCAGGGGUACACUUGUUGCUGAGCCCGCCAUCGGCGAGUGGUGGGGAGCCAAUGGGGUUAGAGGGGGCGUGGCCUAUCUCAACCUCUCCUCGGCUCGGGGCCAGGCCGGCCACACCAUGAGCGAGGGGCACAUCAAGCGGCCGAUGAACGCCUUUAUGGUCUGGUCCAGGGGCCAGAGGCGGAAGAUGGCACAGGAGAACCCGAAGAUGCACAACUCGGAGAUAUCCAAGAGGUUAGGAGCUGAGUGGAAGCUUCUCACCGAGGCGGAGAAGAGGCCAUUCAUCGAUGAGGCCAAAAGGCUCAGGGGACAGGAUGCGUGCAAAACAGAAAAGGGAAGGUAA
Molecule: messenger RNA, 383 nt
Organism: Nezara viridula (southern green stink bug)
Lineage: Eukaryota; Metazoa; Arthropoda; Insecta; Hemiptera; Pentatomidae
Source: the annotation of a GenBank genome assembly